UGUCAAUGUCUCUUGCCACCAUCCGCCAAGCUGCUUGAUUAUAGACCUGUAUAUAUAAGCUCAUCUGCCUGCUGAGUAAUCUAGAUUGUUACAAGACCGAUCCAUCCAUACUAUAAUGAGUUUUGUCAAAACAAUGGUCGAUUCUGCUCAACGGCGCGGCAAGGGGUCGAAAAAUGAACUUCCCACCUCAUCUAGCGAAAUAGAGCCGAUGGAGGAUUCAACGCAAAUAGUAUGCGCACUCCGAGAUCCAGAGCUCACAAAGAAUACAGACUAUGUCAAAGCCGUGCUUGGAUCAUAUAUAAAGGUGAAGAAAUCCCAUGGGAGACCUGUAGAGGCCAUUUCAAAGAAGCUGGAGCCGUUGGAAGAAGAAUAUCCCCGCUUAGCGGAUUCCUUUAUAGCCAUCCGAAAAGAGCACGGCCUCCCAUCUUCCAACAUUCUAGAACCACCCGCCAAAGUCAAGCUGUCUGAGCGGGUAGCCGAAAGGAGGCAUCUUCAUCGUAAAGGAGCAGGAGCAGAGCAGGGGAAGGUCUGAAUCUCAAGACCCAGGGCUGAAGCUGGCCUAACACUCAGCAGCCAGAGGCAGGGCUGCAGAAGGCCUACCGGACCAAACAUGAUGUCUCAUAUCAUUGAAAAGUCCAUAGUCCUCUGAAACUACUGCUGUCAGCGACAGGAGAUGUACAUAUGUAUAGCUAUAAACGCCCCAAGAGCAGCCCUCGAGAUGAUUAGCGUUGCUUUAGCUGCCCAUGCACAUCCUCCAAGCUGAUGCAUGC
Molecule: messenger RNA, 770 nt
Organism: Cryptococcus amylolentus CBS 6039
Lineage: Eukaryota; Fungi; Basidiomycota; Tremellomycetes; Tremellales; Cryptococcaceae
Exons: 4
Coding region: 116-532 (138 amino acids)
Source: RefSeq, a predicted model, not a curated record